UCUCUCUCUUCUGAUUCAGAAGAAGCGCACGCCUCUCUCUCUCUAUAUAUAUAUAUAUAUUACCGCGUAUAUGUAUGACCAGGCAUACAGAGUCAUAUACAUGUAGGCAGGCGAAUGCUUACAUAUGUUUGUCUGUGUCGAUUGGUUUUUGGUAACUGAAAAAACAUUUGCAAUUUGUUGAAAUAUAUUUUAUAUAAAACCAGACUGGAAGAAGUGGUGAAAGAUACAAUUUUUUUUAUGAGAGCCAUUCAUUUCUUUUAGAAACAGCUUUUCCUCUCUUUGGCUCCUUAUUUGUGCCUCCCUUUUGUUCGUCGCGAGAUUUCGGCAUCUGGGUUUUGAUCUGAUUGGUUGGAUGAUUGGUUGAAUGAUCGACGAAGUGAUCUGCUGGGUCUGAAUUUUGAAUCCGAGGAUAUAGGAACACGGUUGUGUUUCUGUCUUGUGUUUUUGUAAGAAGGGGGAAAUGCAGUCAGAUAGUGGCAAGCUAUUCAUAGGUGGAAUAUCUUGGGACACCAAUGAGGAAUGUCUCAAGGAGUAUUUCAGUAAUUUCGGGGAGGUGGUGGAAGCUGUGAUCAUGAAGGAUCGGAACACAGGUCGUGCUCGUGGUUUCGGUUUCGUGGUCUUUGCUGAUCCUGCUGUUGCAGAGAGAGUCAUCAAGGAGAAGCACAAUAUCAAUGGAAGGAUGGUUGAGGCCAAGAAGGCUGUCCCUAGAGAUGAUCAGAACAUAAUUAACAGAAGUGCGAAUAGCAGCAGCCAGGGUUCUCCAGGUCCAUGUCCAGGUCGAACAAGGAAGAUUUUCGUUGGAGGCUUGGCUUCAUCGGUCACAGAGAGUGAUUUCAGGAAUUACUUUGAGCAGUUCGGGACAAUAACUGAUGUUGUCGUGAUGUACGACCAAAACACUCAACGGCCUCGAGGUUUUGGGUUCAUCACUUAUGAUUCUGAGGAGGCUGUGGACAAAGCCCUUUUGAAGACAUUCCAUGAACUCAAUGGUAAAAUGGUCGAAGUCAAGCGUGCGGUUCCCAAAGAGUUAUCUCCCAGUCCCAGUCCCAGUCCCGGCCGUAGUCCUCUUGGUGGAUAUAAUUCUGGUAUGAUGAGUAGGAACAAUAGUUUGCUGAAUGGGUAUAACCCCGGAAUUGUUGGAGGUUAUGGACUUAGGAUGGAUGGUAGAUUCAGCCCGGUUGCCGGCUCUAGAAGUGGGUUUGCUAUGUUUGGCUCUGGUGAUGGAAUGGGUGUGAACUUUGAGCCGGGUCUUAUUGCCUCCGGAUAUGGAGGAACUGCAAAUUUCACUAAUAAUGCUGGCUAUGGUCGCUCGGUAACCCCAUAUUAUGUCGGCAACUCAAAUAGGAUAGGAUCCUCUGUUGGUUAUGAGGGAGCUAAUGGAGGAAACUCUUCGUUCUUCAGCUCAGUGACCCGAAAUCUUUGGGGAAAUGGAGGAGGACUGAGUUAUAACACAGGAAACAGUAAUUCUGGGCCAUCCACGGGAUUGGGGAAUGGUAACAGCAAUGGACUCAGCUGGGGCGGAUUCUCGGCACUAUCGGGUCGAGGUGGAGGGAAUGAUUUGCCAAACAGCACCAUGAACUUCGGGUAUGGAGGUGGUGAUAACAGUUUUCCAUAUGCAAGAAACAAUGGAACUAAUAUGGCAAAUGGUGGGGGAAGGGGAGGAUAUGAUUCAGCAGCCAUUGCCAACUUCUAUAGCAGCAGUUCAAACUAUGGGGAACCGGAUUGGAGAUCAUCUCUACCCGAAAAAGAAACUUUUCCCGGGUCCUUAACCUACGGUCUGAACGAUGCUUCUGCUGAAAGCUCGCCUAGUUAUGUCGGUGGUUUUACCGUUAACAAGAGACAGCCUAACGGAGGGAUUGCUGCAUAAGAACUAGUUUUCGGGUUUUUUGUCAUCAAAGAAGGAUAGUGUUUACACAGGGGAAUGACAUCGAAAGACAACGGGGGGAUCUGAACUGAAUCUGUGCAUAAGCAAAGUUGGAAGAGGUAAAAUGUUUUGGCAUCAAACAGCACUGCAAGUUUCCGUACAUGUUUUAUAGGGCAGUUUGAGUGAGAUGUAAAAUCGGAUUGCGGGAUGAAACAAAACUGUUUUAAGCCCUUAGCUCUGUGGUUUUUGUUCUUCUUCUUCUUCUUCUUUCGGUCGGAAAAAUGAUUAUACGAUUAUUGAUGAUUGGCCUUGUUCUUGGUUCUGGUGAUGUGUUUUUGUAUCUGAUGUUUUUUUUUUUCUUUCUCUUUAUUUUUUGUUUGGGAUUUGUGGUUUGGUUACUGAAGUGUGAAAAAAAAAACAGAAGUUCCUCGGCUCAGGGACCCUCUAAUGAAUAAAACAGAGCAUUUCCAGA
Tarenaya hassleriana is the source of this 2333-nucleotide messenger RNA. RefSeq names its product heterogeneous nuclear ribonucleoprotein 1-like. Lineage: Eukaryota; Viridiplantae; Streptophyta; Magnoliopsida; Brassicales; Cleomaceae. The coding region runs from base 461 to 1864 and encodes 467 amino acids. Gene Ontology annotation, molecular function: RNA binding. The transcript is spliced from 5 exons. The record is from RefSeq and is a predicted model, not a curated record.